CUCUCUCCCUCCACUCCCCCCUCUUUCUUCCCCACUCGGCUCCUCUCCCCCCCUCGCGCCCACAGCGUUUGGUGUUGAUUCGAGCGGGAAGAGGGGGGUGGGUGGGAUUGGAGGGGAGACCAUGACCUCCAGCUACGGGCACGUUCUGGAGCGGCAACCGGCGCUGGGCGGCCGCUUGGACAGCCCGGGCAACCUCGACACCCUGCAGGCGAAAAAGAACUUCUCCGUCAGUCACCUGCUAGACCUGGAGGAAGCCGGGGACAUGGUGGCGGCACAGGCGGACGAAAGUGUGGGCGAGGCGGGCAGGAGCCUGCUGGAAUCACCGGGACUGACCAGUGGCAGCGACACCCCUCAGCAGGACAAUGAUCAACUUAACUCAGAGGAGAAGAAGAAGAGAAAGCAACGGAGAAACAGAACAACCUUCAACAGCAGCCAGCUUCAGGCCUUGGAGCGUGUCUUCGAGCGGACACAUUACCCGGAUGCUUUUGUACGAGAAGAUCUUGCGCGUCGGGUGAACCUCACUGAGGCCAGAGUGCAGGUGUGGUUUCAGAACCGAAGGGCCAAGUUUCGCCGGAACGAGAGAGCCAUGCUGGCCAAUAAAAAUGCUUCUCUCCUCAAGUCCUACUCAGGAGAUGUGACCGCGGUGGAGCAGCCCAUCGUACCUCGUCCUGCUCCUAGACCCACCGAUUAUCUCUCCUGGGGGACAGCCUCUCCGUACAGCGCCAUGGCUACUUAUUCUGCCACAUGUGCCAACAAUAGCCCUGCACAGGGUAUCAACAUGGCCAACAGCAUUGCCAACCUGAGACUGAAGGCCAAGGAAUAUAGUUUACAGAGGAACCAGGUGCCAACAGUCAACUGAGGAAAAAAUAUUAAACAGGCCUAAGAAGAAAUCAAAAACCAUAAGAAACCUAUCCUGUUCUGUCAUUUCUUCAUCUGCUGGAAAAAAUAAAAGCAAACAAACAAACAAAGCCAGGACUAAAAUAUUGGGACCAUGGCAGAGAAAAGCAGGAGAGGAACAAAAUGAAAAUUAGUUAACAGUGGUUCCUUCUUCCUCUCGGAUACCAUCACCAUUUGCUUCUGUGUGUGUUUAUUUUGUUUUCCUCCUAUCCGUGCUUUGCUAAUUAUACUCCAGGCUUCUUCAGUUAGGCUUCUUCAGCCCACCCAUUCCUAUAAUUGUAUGAAAAUAAAAUAUUCUGCAGCAGCCAAAGAUAGACACAUAUCUAUGUAUAUGUGUGUGAAGGAUUAUUCUCAGUAGCCUGUUUGACCUCAGUGCCUUACUCUGCUCCCUUCUGCGUCUCUCUAGGAGACUUUGAAAACCCAAAGUAUUUCUAAAGAAUCAGUAUUGUUGUCUCAAUGUCUCUUGGUCAUGGUAAGGUUUUUCUAUCAGUUCAGGAAAAAGAAAUGUACACAUGUUCUUGUGUCUGACCUGUCUGAUGGAUGUGGUUAGCCAUGUUUGGUGAACGCUAAGCUCUAAGAUCUAGAGCUAAUCUGUUGAUUCAAGCUCGAAGUCCUAGGUUACAGCGUCACCAUCAACACCGUCCUUCCUCUGAACAAACAAUAAACCAUCCUAAGUUAAAGAUAUUUGUUGUUUUUGAACAAUUGCUGUCACUCGCUCUUUUUUAGCUUUAGAGAUGGAAUGAAUUUUUUGUAGGAAAUUUUGGAGAAUUUUUUUUUAAGGAAAACAAAUACUGAAUUGUGAAAGGCAUAGCCUUUAUCUCUUUGGUGCCUUAGGGGUGGUCAGAUGCACAUAUAUUCUGUGUAUAUUUAUAUAUAUGUUAUAUAUAUAAAAUAUUGCAAGCUUGAGUUUGCAGUUUCUCAAACACUACAAAAGCCAACUUUACACCAUCACCGCCGUCCUUAUCCACACAGUAAUGAUCCAUUAAUGAGGUCUCUUGCUCUUUUCUAUACUCGACCAAAAUUCUCACUGAGGUCAGAUAGCAGUUUGCUAGGAAAGUGUCUGAGAACAGCUGUCUCGCUCCCCUCAGGGCUUUAGUGGGAUUCAGAACUAUAUGAUGAUAUAAGAAAUGAUUUUGAGUUUAGAGCCUAAGCUCAGGUAGAAAUUCUAUAUCAUCUGACAUAUCAUGGAAAAUAUACCCAGAAAGGAGGAGGGAUAGUUAGCUAUCUGCUCUUUCUCCUCGCCACAGAAACAUGGAAGACAAGUAGCAUGUUUUAGUGAAGUGCUUAAAGCUUUCUCUAAAUUCCCUCCCCCCAAAUUAAGGACAAUUAUACUUUUACGUUUUAGUAUUUUUGAAAUGAGGUUUAGUAUGUAGGGUGAAAGGCAGGCAGGGCAGGUAUUUCUUUGUUUCUCUUUGUUCCUGGUUAUGCUUUGUCAACUUUCCUGGUGGACUUGACCAAACCAUGUUACCAUGCUGUGUCUAGUUUACCCGUUUAUAAAAUGGGUUUACCAGUUCUUACGUACCUCACGGGUAUGUGGCAAGACUAUGUUUGUUUGUUCGCCCUCCCUCCCUCCCUCCCUCC
Microtus ochrogaster (prairie vole) is the source of this 2478-nucleotide messenger RNA. It is a transcript of the gene Prrx1, whose product is annotated as paired related homeobox 1. The record is from RefSeq and is a predicted model, not a curated record. Gene Ontology annotation, cellular component: nucleus. Gene Ontology annotation, molecular function: RNA polymerase II cis-regulatory region sequence-specific DNA binding; DNA-binding transcription factor activity, RNA polymerase II-specific. Lineage: Eukaryota; Metazoa; Chordata; Mammalia; Rodentia; Cricetidae. Gene Ontology annotation, biological process: regulation of transcription by RNA polymerase II.